Molecule: messenger RNA, 558 nt
Organism: Neoarthrinium moseri
Lineage: Eukaryota; Fungi; Ascomycota; Sordariomycetes; Amphisphaeriales; Apiosporaceae
Exons: 1
Coding region: 1-558 (185 amino acids)
Source: RefSeq, a predicted model, not a curated record
AUGGGCGCGGUUGCUCUGCAGAGUGCAGAGGCAUGGAUGGAGGCUCGGGGGCUGGCUGAUGGAUGGAUCGCCAGAGUCAGUUUGCUGCGAGCCCGCGAUGAGUGGUGUGCGACAAAGCCGCGAGCUGGACGCAUGUAUGGGCCUACGCUGCCGGUACCUUGCCCUCCGCGGAGUCCCUGCUGGGCUCGCUGGUACCCCGGUACCCAGCCAACGCUUUCCCUGUCUGGACGGCUGAGACCGAGCAGCAGCGGCACGUCAGAUCUGGCUGACCAGACGGCCAGCCUUUUCCCUUUUCCGCCAGUGCUCUCUCUUUGGCUCGCGGUCGCUUUGCCUCGCACGGUUCAGGGUGGAGACCUUGCAGGGCCACCGACCCCAGCGCCCCAGGCGACCAGGGUUGGCCUUCUCAGAGCACCCUGCGCCGCCAUGAUUGGCUGCUUUCUGGCUGCGACCCUGGACAUCCUUGAGGGUGGAGACCUGGGGCAACGACAGGGACGGAACUUUUCUGACGAGAGUCGGCCUCUGAUAGGCCGGAGUCCUGCUCGUCAGAAUCGGGUUUAG